AUGAAAACGAAAAAUGAAGUUAUUAUGAAAUGGUUUACGCCAAUAAAAAGAAACAACUCGAUUAAGCAAAAAUUAUUAAUGUUCUUCUUUGUAUUGUUUGUAUGUGCAUUUUCUCAGUGUACAAAGCAACUUUGCACACCACAUCAGGCAUUCGGAGAAAUGAGAAAAGCCAAAAUUACUAAAGUUGAUGCUCAGAAACUCUUUUCCAAAAUAAGUGAGUAUUUGGGUGCUUAUGUCUUUUAUGACAUCAUCAAGUCUCCACCACAACCAUCUGGCCAUCCAGACUAUCACAAACCUUUUGAUGUGGAAGCAGAGAUUACUAUUAUUAACAAUUUUAUAUUAAAUUCUGGAGAUUCAUUUCCAAUAUUGGAUUUGUUUGUAAAAAUUCACAAAUUGGUUGCUUCACCAAAAGACCUUCACCUUGGUAUUAAUUUCUACCCAAAUGUAACCAACCACAAACUUGGUGAUUACCUUGUCAUCAACCCAUGCACAUUUUCAAUAAAAAACAACCAAGUGUUUGUGAAAGUUCCAAAAACAAUUGGUGGACUAUCUCCAGACUAUUACUUUGAUGAUAAUUUUAUACAUUUCUUAAAGAGUAGAGAAAAUGUAGAACUUAUUGAAAUUAACAAUGAAAAUGCAAUUCAAUUUAUUAAAAAUUAUGCAGACAAGUAUUAUAAAAUGAAAAAUGUAAACUCUGCUGUUACAUUACUUAAAAAUUCAUUUACAUUAUCUGCUUACUCAAUCUUUGCAUUUAAAGAGGAAGAUCUUAAUUUUACAUUCAAAUUUAAAGAUGAAUCAAUGAAAAACUUUACAUCAGUCUUUUUCGAUACAAAGAAAAAGGCUCUGAAAUUUGAGAAGUUUACAACAGCAUAUAACAAACUUCAAAACAACAAUUUAAAGCAAAAUAAUUUACCACAUAAUGAUCUAUUAAUGUCUUCGAAUUUUAUAAACAAUGAAGACUUCACUGAUUAUAUUAAUUUAAAUGGUAAUAUUAAAAAAGAAUCUCCAAGUGAUUUAUUUAUUUAUUCAAUUCCAAAAGUGCUCUCAUGUGGUCAAAGAAAUGUCAACAAUCAGAAAAUGUAUUUCCUUGUUAUAAACUCGUUUUACACCCCAAAUCAAAGUGAAUACAUCGAAACUUUUGAUAAAUGUAAAAAGCUCUUUGAUGAGAGUACAGAUCCAAUUGUCAUUAUUCUUCAAAGAAAUCCAGGUGGGUUUGUUGAUUUGGAAAGUUAUUUGCAAGACUCUUUGGCUCCGUACAGACUUUCUAAAGUCCAUGUUGCCUCGCGUAUUGACGACUCAACUGAAAAGGCAAUAAGAAAUGGGAUUGGUUCUUCUUUUUUGAAUCCAAAGACACGUGAAAGACGUGUACCACAACAACGUGAACCAUAUGAAGGAGAUUUGGGAACUUGGUAUGACGAUCCAAUAGAGGAUUGGUUUAAUGAAUCUCAAUUUAUGAGAACACAAAAGUCGAUUUUUGAAAAGAAAUAUGAGCAAAAGUCCACUAUGACUAAUGUACGAGAUCAAAAG
Molecule: messenger RNA, 1527 nt
Organism: Entamoeba invadens IP1
Lineage: Eukaryota; Evosea; Mastigamoebida; Endamoebidae
Exons: 2
Source: RefSeq, a predicted model, not a curated record